GCUCCAUUGCUUCCAAUGGCUUCCGCCUUCUUUGCGUCUCCCAAAUCCGUCGCUUCCCCACCAAACAUGCCGAGAUGCGCGUUACUCAAUCCCGCCGGCGAAGGCCGCCGGCGAGACUCUGUCAAAGCCGGCGUUGUCACCGAGGUAACUCCGUCCGUCAUCGACGAUCUGGUCCGGCCGCCGGUCCUCACCGGAGGCGAGGCCGGCAAGCUCGCCGCGUGGAGGAGCGUCCGCCAGGAGCGGUGGCAGGGGGAGAUGCCCGUCGAGGGAGACAUCCCGCGAUGGCUGAGUGGCACGUACUUGAGGAACGGCCCUGGGUUGUGGAACAUCGACGACUACGACUUCCGCCACCUUUUCGACGGCUACGCCACCCUGGUCCGCGUGCGGUUCGAGCAGGGGCGCGCAGUGGCGGCGCAUCGCCAGAUCGAGUCGGAAGCGUACAAGGCGGCGAGGAGGAACCGGCGCGUCUGCUACCGUGAAUUCUCCGAGGUGCCCAAGCCGGCCAGCUUCCUCUCCUACGUCGGGGAGCUGGCCAGCCUCUUCUCCGGCGUGUCACUCACCGACAACUCCAACACCGGCGUCGUCAUGCUCGGCGACGGCCGCGUCGUCUGCCUCACGGAGACCAUCAAGGGGUCGAUCCAGAUCGACCCGGACACGCUGGAGACGCUGGGGCGGUUCGAGUACGAGGACAAGCUCGGCGGCCUCAUCCACUCCGCCCACCCCAUCGUGACCGAGUCGGAUUUCCUAACGCUGCUGCCGGACCUGCUUCGGCCGGGCUACCUGGUGGUGCGGAUGGAGGCCGGAAGCAACGAGCGCAAAGUGUUGGGCCGCGUCAAAUGCCGCGGCUCCGUGCCGGCGCCAGGGUGGGUCCACUCCUUCGCCGCCACCGACCACUUCGUGGUGGUGCCGGAGAUGCCACUCAGGUACUGCGUCCAGAACCUGCUCCGCGCCGAGCCCACGCCGCUCUACAAGUUCGAGUGGCACCCCAACUCCGGCAGCUACGUCCACAUCAUGUCCAAAGCCACCGGAAACAUCGUGGCAAGCGUGGAGGUCCCUCCGUAUGUCACCUUCCACUUCAUCAACGCGUACGAGGAGGUCGACGCAGAGGGAAGAAUCACCGGAAUCAUAGCCGAUUGCUGCGAGCACUACGCGAACACCGACAUCCUCGAGAUGCUUCGCCUGCAAAACUUAAGAUCAUUCGCCGGCCAUGAUGUCUUGCCCGAUGCAAGGGUGGGAAGGUUCAGAAUUCCACUAGAUGGGAGCCCACAAGGGGAGCUGGAAGCGGCACUGGACCCGGAGGAGCACGGCAGAGGAAUGGACAUGUGCAGCAUCAACCCGACCUACCUCGGCAAGAAGUACAGAUACGCCUACGCCUGUGGAGCCCGCCGCCCCUGCAACUUCCCCAACACCCUCACCAAGAUUGACUUGGUGGAAAAGAAGGCGAAGAACUGGCACCAGGAAGGCGCGGUGCCAUCGGAGCCGUUCUUCGUGGCUCGUCCAGGCGCAACUGAGGAAGAUGAUGGAGUCGUGAUCUCCAUCGUGAGUGACAAGAACGGAGAAGGGUACGCACUGGUGUUGGAUGGGAGAAGCUUCGAGGAGCUCGCACGAGCCAAAUUCCCCUAUGGACUUCCCUACGGCUUGCACGGGUGUUGGGUUCCGAAGAAGCAGUAGUACGACGGCGUGCAUGCUUUGUCUGCGGCUUGUCGCGAGUGGGAACGUAGAGCAAGUGCAAGUACUGCAUGCGCUGGCUGUGCUGUGUAUGUAUAUUUACGUUGAAAUCAGGGCGGAAUAAUCUGCCGACUGCAAUAAGAUUAUUGUUAAGUAAAUGGCCUGGAAUAUAUAUGUAUAUAGACAAACCAGUUCGAUCAAUGAAGAAUAUUGAUUUGGGAUGUUAUACGUAGACUCAGAUAUGAUGUAUUAGUUAAAGUUAAGUGAAAUAAUGGUCAAUAAAAUUUCGCCCUUCA
Molecule: messenger RNA, 1964 nt
Organism: Zingiber officinale
Lineage: Eukaryota; Viridiplantae; Streptophyta; Magnoliopsida; Zingiberales; Zingiberaceae
Product: carotenoid cleavage dioxygenase 8 homolog B, chloroplastic-like
Exons: 6
Coding region: 16-1671 (551 amino acids)
Biological process (GO): carotene catabolic process
Cellular component (GO): chloroplast
Molecular function (GO): carotenoid dioxygenase activity
Source: RefSeq, a predicted model, not a curated record